Magallana angulata is the source of this 2262-nucleotide messenger RNA. RefSeq lists its product as uncharacterized. The record is from RefSeq and is a predicted model, not a curated record. The coding region runs from base 1 to 2262 and encodes 753 amino acids. Gene Ontology annotation, molecular function: nucleic acid binding. The transcript is spliced from 2 exons. Lineage: Eukaryota; Metazoa; Mollusca; Bivalvia; Ostreida; Ostreidae.
AUGUGUGUACAUGUAUUCGGUAACACAGCCUCCCCGGCGAUAGCUACAUAUGGCCUUAGACUUGCAGUAAAUCACAGUUGUCCUGGUUCUGAUGUCAGCGACUUUGUGUGUAAAGACUUCUAUGUCGACGAUGGACUCAAAUCACUACCUACAGUUGAACAAGCCAUAGACCUGCUUCAGAGAACACAGAAAGCACUUAAAGUUGAAGGAAAUUUGAGACUUCACAAGAUAGCUUCAAACCGAGAUGAAGUCAUGCAAGCAUUCGCACCUGAGAACCUGUCAAAAGAUUUAAAGGACCUGGAGAUUCUGAGAAAGUUUGCACCAAAGCAUGGUCACACCAUCCCCAGGUUGGAACUUUGUGGUGCGGUACUUGCGGUGGAAAUAGCAGAAUCCAUCGCUACUCACCUAGAUCUUCACAUUAAGGACUUUACAUUCUACUGUGACAGCAAAGUGGUUCUGGGUUACAUUCAAAAUGACACUAGAAGAUUUUACACAUAUGUAGCCAAUCGAGUUGAGAGGAUAAGAGCUUCCACCCGACCUCAACAGUGGCGCUAUGUGUCGACAAAUCAUAAUCCAGCAGACCAGGCAACACGCUCUGUAGCAGCUAGUAAAAUGCAGGACAAUCCUUGGUUAGUAGGACCAGCCUUUCUCCUGGACGAACAUGUUUCUACACAUGAUGCGCAUGAGUUACAGAACCCAGAUGAGGACAAAGAAGUUAGAGCUGAAGUAGUUGUCUUAAAAACCAGCAUGAUGGAUCCACCUCAUGACCAGCUUGGAACUCACCGGUUUAGUAGAUUUUCUAACUGGAGAAAACUUGUUGAAACUAUCGCUCACCUACAACACAUAGCUCAAUCGGUUAAUGGCGCAGAAUGUUCAGGAUGGCACGUAUGUUCCAAGUGGAAGACAGUAGAUGCCUUUGAAGCAGCACAGAAACUUCUGCUUGUUGAAGUUCAACAAGAAGCCUAUCAGAAUGAAAUUCAGUGUCUCCAAGCAGGGAAAUGUCUACCAAAGUCCAGCUCAAUAUCCAAAUUGUCACCCUUUAUUGGUAUUGAUGGUCUCUUGCGUGUUGGAGGCAGACUGAAACACUCAAGUUUGACAGAACCAGAAAAACACCCUAUUCUUGUCCCUGAACGUCAUUACAUUGCCAUACUAAUCAUCCGUCAUUAUCACGAGCAGAUAAAACACCAGGGCCGUCACAUCACAGAAGGGUUCAUUCGUUCGGUAGGGUUCUGGAUAACAGGAGCAAAGUCAUUAGUGUCCUCUGUAAUCUACAAGUGCGUUAAAUGUCGGAAACUUAGAGGAAACCUCGGCAGUCAAAAGAUGGCUGACCUUCCUUCGGACAGACUGGAAACCGGGCCGCCAUUUACUAAUGUUGGGGUGGAUUGUUUUGGCCCAUGGCAAAUUGUAACAAGGAAGACACGUGGAGGUCAAACAUGCAGCAAAAGAUGGGCAGUGGAAGAGCUGAGUUCUUCAGCUUUUAUCAAUGCCUUGAGAAGAUUUAUGGCAAUCAGGGGUCAGGUCAAACUUUUCAGAUCAGACCGAGGGACAAACUUUGUCGGGUCAACAGACAACCUUGGCAUCAAUGCCAUUAAUGUAGAAGACAGUAGUGUGAAACAAUGUUUGUACUCCCAAGGAUGUACUUGGCUGUUUAACCCACCUCAUGCAUCCCACAUGGGUGGGGUCUGGGAGAGGGUUAUUGGAAUUUCAAGAAGGAUCUUGGAUUCUCUUCUAACGGAUGUUGCUGGGACAGGUCUGACUCAUGAACUUCUAUCAACCUUUCUCGCUGAAGUGUCCGCCAUCAUGAACGCAAGACCACUAGUUCCUCUCACCACAGAUGCAGAGAACCCUGUGCCGUUGUCGCCAUCGUUGCUGCUCACUCAGAAGCCUCAGCAAAUUACCUCUGUUACAGAAACGUCGGAUAGUAGAGACCUUUUCCGUAAGGAGUGGAAACGAGUACAAGCCCUGGCUGACAUGUUUUGGCACCGCUGGAAAGCAGAGUAUAUACAGACACUUCAACAGAGGAAGACAUGGCAUGAACCUAAAAGAAACUUGUGCGAAGGUGAUGUUGUUUUAGUGAGAGACAAACAGACAGCAAGAAAUGAUUGGCCGUUAGGAUUUAUUCCUAAAGCUUUCCCAUCUUCAGACGGUCUAAUUCGCAAGUGUGAAGUGCGCAUAGUAAGAGAUGGACGCUCAACCUUAUACACCCGUCCAAAUGCUGAACUUGUUCUAUUCUACCAUGUUAAUAUGUCAAUGCCUAUAUAG